Molecule: messenger RNA, 4440 nt
Organism: Pungitius pungitius (ninespine stickleback)
Lineage: Eukaryota; Metazoa; Chordata; Actinopteri; Perciformes; Gasterosteidae
Gene: rassf3
Product: Ras association domain family member 3
Exons: 6
Coding region: 400-1155 (251 amino acids)
Biological process (GO): signal transduction
Cellular component (GO): cytoplasm
Source: RefSeq, a predicted model, not a curated record
ACACACACACAGAACCCGGCCGCGUGCACUCAACUGUACCGGGACAGGCGUCGGUUAACCGGAGCCGCUCUUCGUCGUCUCUCAACAACUUAGCGACGUUUUUAAAGUCCUCGAACCUUCUCUCGAACCGUCAAAAAGUGACGCAAGUUGCGGAAGUUAUGGAAGCGUUUCGGUGAGUUGGUGUUUUUUUUUUUUUUUUUUCCGCGCCGGUGGAGUAAAGCGAGUGGAAAGCGGGACGGGAGAUCAGAUCGGGACACCGUGGAGAGGAGGACUUCCCCCCCCCCCCCCCCCCCGCCGCUCCCCCCGUUCCGAGCAGACCCGUAGCUCGUUUCAAGCACCUGUUCCCUCUCCGAUGCGGCCGCGCUGCGGGGCUCGAGGCGGGGUGUCGGUCCGCCGCAGAUGACGUGGAACAGCGCGAUGAGCAGCGGCUACAGCAGCCUGGAGGAGGACUCGGAGGAGUACUUUUUCACGGCCAGGACCUCGUUCUCCAGGAAGCCCUCCGGAAAGGUCACGGUGCGCAAGGAUGUGGAGAAGGAGCGGGAGCUUCGGACCGAGUUCAGCAGGGAGGAAAUCGGCCAGAGAAUUGACCAGUACAACAUGCUGACUAAAGACCACCUCAAGAUGACUCUGAAUCCCACUGGUGUGUACACUGGUUUCAUCAAAGUCCAGAUGGAUCUGAGGAGGCCGGUGACGGUGCGGGGGGGUCAGAAGGGAGCUGGUGGAGGUCUGGUGGAGGAGGCCUUCUAUCCGCCCAGAGGAGUCACCAACACCCUCCACAUCAGCUCCAAUAACACAGUCAAACAGGUGAUCGUCGCCCUGCUGAACAAGUUCACAGUCGCCGACAACCCGGCUAAAUACGCCUUGUACAAACGCUAUCGCAGAGAGGAGCAGGUGUAUGUGUGUAAGCUGGCGGAUGUCGAGCAGCCGCUGUUCCUCCGUCUGGUGGCGGGACCCGAUGGAGACACGCUCAGCUUCGUCCUGAGGGAGCAGCAUGGCGAAGUCAUGUGGGACGCCUUCUCCAUCCCCGAGCUGUGCAACUUCCUGCGGAUCCUCGACAAGGAGGAGGCGGAGCAACGGGAGGCGGUGGACCGGCGCUACAAGGCGUAUCGCCUCAAGCUGCAGGAGGCGCUGAGCGAGGUCACAGGAGCCUCUUAGGGGAGGAGCCUCUUGGGGGAGGAGCCUCUGUCAAACAGGACCAUCUCCUCAGAGGAGAAGACGUGUACAUUUUUGACGGAGUGAGGAUGCGGCGCUCGGAGGGAAGAGGGAGGAAGUGAAGGGACGAUAAACUGACGAAACCAAAGGUUCACUUCACUGUGCCAUACCUCCUCUUCCUCUUCUCCUCCUCCUCCUCCUCCCGCACUCUGUUCUGCCUCCUCCUCCCGCACUCUGUUCUGCUGUCACAUAGUUUAUGGGAUUCCUUUUAAGGACUCAAGGCCAUAUGUUGAGUCAGAGGUUUAUUUAAUUUUUCUGUUUUAAAGGUCUGUACAUAUUUUUUUUUCUUAUUUAUAUGGUUGAAGCUUUUUAUUUUUUGUUGAAAAAGACAAAAAAAUAAGUCUUAUUUUUAGUUUUUUUUGUACAGAGGCAAAGUCGACACAAAGAAAAGUUUAUCUACUGGAGGAAAAAACACAACAUGAGCAUCAUAAGCUGAAGCUGAAGCAUCGUGAACGUGGAGAGAAACAUUUAGAGAAAACACUGGAAGUCUCCAUUUGGGGAUUUUUCUGUUUUUAGAGUCUGGAGUGUGCCGUAGGAAUAAGGCUUAUUCACAUUUUAACACAAAGAGGGAAAAAUCAAACAAUAUAAUGACAGAUGGGGUCAAAUAAAACAUGUUUCAUUAAUCGACUUAAUUGAGUAACUAUUACAAAAUACUAUAGACUUUUUCCUUUAGUGAACCCUGAACUCUUAUUUUAUUCUUCUCUAAUUAACCAGUUUGUUAAGUUGAAAGCAAUGAAAAUGGACCAAUCCUCAUUUCCUUCAUGAGAUGGAACAUUUCAGCGAUUAGCUGCUCUCUUAGCGGCACACUUCAGACUCCAUAAAAGAACUAAAAGAACUUAUGAGCUCGGGAGGACGUUCAGUCUGGUUCGGCGAAUCCAGUGGAGGCGGCGCGCUCCGGAUAGACGUGACCCCUGACCUCUGACCCCGGGGGGCCGGAGGAAGGAAAACUCGACGGGUUUCUGGAAGGUGACGGAGAGGAAGUGGAAGAGGAAGCGUUAGACGGAGGAAGCAGGGGAGAGACUGUGGGAUCCAGUAAUCCACAGCAGGUCUGAAAGGGGAAACGUUGAAGAGGGAACGAGGAAAGGGAGAGAGGAAGGAAGGAAAGGGAGAGAGGAAGGAAGGAAAGGACACUACGCACAUGAGAGCUGUGCAGAAGAAGGCACCAAAAAAAAGAGGUUUUGAAAAGUUGUUCACUGCCUUAAAUAUAUCUGCAAUGUGGUCUUUAGUGAGUUCAGCUUAUCGUUUAUGGCUUUGAGACCAAAGAGGCUCGUUUUUUUAAUUUUGUUUUGUAGAAAUUUUAGUAUUUUUUUUCUUUCUGAAUCAGCAGAAAUAAACAUUUUUGAGAAAACGAAGACAAUCACUUCGCAAAACUACAAAUCAGGUUUGCAAAAUUGAUCAAAAGUCCUGAAAUAAAAGCUGUAAAGUGCUUUAUUGUGUGCAGGUACUGAAUGAAGUACAACAGCGCCGCCUGGUGGACACAAGCCGCAGCUACAUAACGUGUUAUACGUGUUAUUUCCUUAUAACCAAAAGAUAUUUUUGUGGUGUUGCCUGGAGCCGAACUUAUAUUAGAGGCCUUUUCUCAGUGGAGGGGGAAACCAUGUAGAGUUUUAUUUGAAGGGGUUUUUAACCCGUCUUUCUUCUUGUAUCAAACACUGGUUUAAUGCUGUGGAAGCGAACAUUAAAUGGUCAAAUGGAUUUAAGUCUUUCAGGCAGCUGAAUGUAACUGUUGAUGUUAAAUUUAAUACGUUCACUCAGUUCUACCCAUUGUGAGGAAAUAUACUUGUAAAUAUAAUAUUGUAUAAUUAUGUGACUGGAGGUCGCAUUUGGGGUCAAAUUGAAGACAUAGUUGCAUUAUGGGAAAUGUAGGACCCAGUGGAGCUUUACCUGUUAACUCUAUGGAAGUCCCCAAUAUUUUAAAAAUCUACUGAAUUACAUCCACAUUUCUUGUGGAGUGAAUUCCCUCCUGUUUUUUUCCCCAGUAAUUCAUUUCUGAAAGAACUUUAUAUGAAUUUCAGGGUGUACGAAAAACUAAAUGAUGUUUAAAACUUCAAAUUUGUGUUGCCAAUAAUGAAUAAAACUUUAAUCAAACUACUGAAUAUUUCAAAUAAUUGACAUGAAUUAGAUAUUAAGUCCCUUGGAAAACUCAAAAAAAAAUUGCUUCCCUAUAAUUUAAAAAUGUUACGAAAGUCCGCUUUGAAACAUUUAAAUCACCUUAAAGCCAUGAUGUUGUUGUUGUUUAUCUGAUAAACAACCUUAGCUGUUAAAUCCAGACGUAUCGAUUAUUUUUGGGCACUUUAGCUUUAUCUUUGAAUUCAGGGAAGACCACCAUCAGACUCCUUCUGAACAUCUAACUCGCUAUAAUGUCAUUUUGAAACUACUUUGCGCUGAUUGGUGUCAUUUUGUGCGUAUUUGUGUGUUUCACCACAACGAUUCUGUCCCUCAGACACACGUCUAAAGGCUUGUGGAGGCCAUGAAAUUUGACUGAAAGCUCUGAGAAAGAAUAUAUUCGGUUCUCCUUGAAAUUCAGAUUUGUCUCCAACUCAAACAAAGUGAUGAGGAAUUAAUUAUUGAACCGGGCCGAUAAAUAUUGACAAAGCCAGCAGCUUUAAAGUCAUUAAGGACAUUUCGAAAGGCAGAAAUCUGCUGGUUUCAGCCAAUCAGAUUUCAGUAUUUAUGUUUCCAUGGUGUUUCAUAUAAAGGAAUCCUGGAGGUGAACUUACUUAUUUUUCUCCAGAGCUUUCAGUAGACUUUGAUGCUAUUUGAUCACAUGACACGAUCUCCACCAGGUAGAAAAUCUACCUGUGGUCAUGUGACGUUUUGAUACGAUUGAAAUCUCCAGAAAAGUCACAAAGGGGACUUUUUACGUCCUGUACGAUAAAUGCCAAACAUCUGUGUGUCUCUCCUCCCGUUUACUGCUUUGUUCCAAAUAUGCUGUUUUUUUGUUAAGCUUUUAUAGAGGAGAUUAAACAUCUGAGCUGUUUGUGUUACUUUCUAAUUUAUCGUCACUUUUAGAAUCAAAGAAAACGACGAAAAGGUUGAAAUCCACGGGAGGCACAUUUUGUGGUGUAGUUGAACUUUGACCUUUGAGCCCCGACGCCAGCGGUGCCUUUUCAGAGGUUUGACAUGUUUCAUUUGGCAGGUUUUUAUUUCUCCCUGAAUGGUUUCCAGAAUGCGGCCUUUGAGCCACGUGAGGCGGCGUCUAUUAAAGGUGGAAUUAAAACAAAAUAA